Arabidopsis lyrata subsp. lyrata is the source of this 553-nucleotide messenger RNA. RefSeq lists its product as uncharacterized. The record is from RefSeq and is a predicted model, not a curated record. The annotation marks the transcript as partial. NCBI's taxonomy places the organism in Eukaryota, Viridiplantae, Streptophyta, Magnoliopsida, Brassicales, Brassicaceae. The transcript has a single exon. Gene Ontology annotation, biological process: regulation of DNA-templated transcription.
UCCUCUCUAUCAAUCUUUAGAAAAAGAGAGAAAAAAACAAAUUCUUUUGAUCCUCUGUUCUUAUUCUUCACGAUGAGAAUCUUAAAGACUCAAAGAUCAAGGGGAGGAAGAAGAAGCAAGAAAAUCGGAAACAAAAGAACAAAUGUUUCAUCAUGUGGAGGAGAAAAGUUCUCCGAGAAGCUUCAGGCGCUUAAGAGUCUUCUUCCUCCGGCAACAACGACUGAGAAGAGUCGUCAAGAUGCUUACGUGGAGGAAGAUUCCGACAGUGGAGAGACGGAACAGUUGUUUCAAGAAACUGCUGACUAUAUCGUCAGGCUUAGGACACAAGUCAUGGUGUUGCAAAAGUUAAUCGAGAUCUAUAGAUCAUCUGAUCAAACGGAAGAUAGUUUGUGUCAUAAUGUUCAUAUUAAAUUUUGAUUAUGUUUUUUUUUUUAAGCAAGCUUUUUUCUUUUAAUGUAUUACUUGUUUGGAACCUUUAUGGUUUAGGUAGUCCAUGAUGUAUAAUGUUUGAUUUCGACGAAAGAAGAAAUGAAAUCGGUCACCAUUAUGUGUA